Zalophus californianus (California sea lion) is the source of this 3445-nucleotide messenger RNA. RefSeq names its product fucosyltransferase 11 (gene POFUT4). Gene Ontology annotation, cellular component: Golgi membrane. The transcript has 3 exons. Lineage: Eukaryota; Metazoa; Chordata; Mammalia; Carnivora; Otariidae. The record is from RefSeq and is a predicted model, not a curated record. Gene Ontology annotation, molecular function: alpha-(1->3)-fucosyltransferase activity. Bases 111 to 1592 code for a protein of 493 amino acids.
ACGCACCGCGGGCGUAGGACCUCCUCCGUCCCGACUGACGGCGGGGCGGGGUCUGGUGCUGCCGGGAGGAGUUGGGGGCGGGGGGAGGAAGGGGGCAGCUGCCAGUGGACAUGGCGGCGGGCCGCAGCAGGGCUGUGUUUGCCGUUUUUGGAGUGCUUAGUGUUUGUGCCGUCAGCGGCUCUGGGCCCGUGGCUGAGGGGGAGACCGGCGGGGAGGCGGAGUGGACGGAGCCUUGGGAUGGUGCGGUUUUCCGGCCGCCCUCAGCGCUGGGCGCGGUGGGGGUGGCGCGCAGUCCGGGGACCCCGCGGCCAGGGAGGGAGGAGGCGGUGGACUUGCCCGUGCUGUUGUGGUGGAGCCCAGGGCUAUUUCCCCACUUCCCGGGCGACUCGGAGCGCAUCGAGUGCGCGCGCGGUGCGUGCGUGGCGUCCCGGGACCGACGGGUGCGGGGGCACUCACGGACGCGCGCGCUGCUCUUCUACGGCACUGACUUUCGCGCGUCUGAGGCGCCGCUGCCGCGCCUGGCACAUCAGAGCUGGGCGCUCCUGCACGAGGAGUCGCCCCUCAACAACUUCGUGCUGAGCCACGGUCCGGGCAUCCGCCUCUUCAAUCUCACUGCCACCUUCAGCCGUCAUUCUGACUACCCGCUGCCGCUGCAGUGGCUACCCGGGACCGCCUACCUGCGCCGCGCCGCGCCUCCGCUACAGGAGCGCGCGGAGUGGCGCCGGCGCGGCUACGCGCCGCUGCUCUAUCUGCAGUCCCACUGCGACGUGCCUGCGGACCGGGACCGUUACGUGCGCGAGCUGAUGCGCUUCAUCCCGGUGGACUCCUAUGGGAAAUGCCUGCAAAAUCGGGAGCUGCCCACUCCGCGGUUACAGGACACAGCCACAGCUACCACCGAGGAUCCAGAGCUCUUGGCCUUCUUGUCUCGCUAUAAGUUCCACUUGGCCCUCGAAAAUGCCAUCUGUGAUGACUACAUGACAGAAAAACUGUGGCGCCCCAUGCAUCUCGGGGCUGUGCCUGUGUAUCGCGGCUCUCCCUCUGUGAGGGACUGGAUGCCCAACAAUCACUCCAUCAUCCUCAUUGAUGACUUUGAGUCACCUCAGAAGCUGGCAGAAUUUAUUGACUUUCUGGACAAGAAUGAUGAGGAAUACAUGAAAUACUUGGCAUAUAAGCAACGUGGGGGCAUCACCAACCAGUUCCUUCUGGAUAGUCUGAAGCAUCGGGAGUGGGGAGUGAAUGAUCCUUUGCUGCCUAACUACCUCAAUGGUUUCGAGUGUUUCGUCUGUGACCACGAACUGGCUCGGCUGGAGGCCGAGAAAGCCCACGCAGCCUCUCCUGGGGACAUCCCUGGCCCUGAACCUCACAUUGCCCAGCCCUCACACAUGGACUGCCCGGUGCCCACACCUGGCUUUGGCAGUGUGGAAGAGAUUCCUGAGAAUGACAGCUGGAAGGAGAUGUGGCUGCAAGAUUAUUGGCAAGGUCUGGACCAGGGGGAAGCUCUCACUGCCAUGAUCCACAACAAUGAGACAAAGCAGAUGAAAUUUUGGGAUUACCUACAUGAGAUCUUCAUGAAAAGGAACCAAAAUCUCUAAUUACCCUUGCAAGAGCCUUUAACUUGGCAGAGCUAGGAGAUGGAAGUCCUUAUUCUACUAUGGGACAUGAGGGGCAUCUGCUGCACAACCUUAAUGAACACUGUCUUAUCAUGAGUUCAAGGAAUUCCAGUUACAGCCACUGAUAUUUUAUCUUAAUGAUGUGUACCCAGUGUCUCAGCUUGUGGUAAUAGGGCCUGUCCUCAAGGAGAGAUGGAAGCCUCCAGUUCUUGGGAUUAGUGGGAAGCAAAAGCCUGAAACACCCACUUGUUUCAAAGUGCUGAUCAAACAGAAUUUUAAAAGAUCUGCAUCUUUUUCUAGCCAUUUCAUCCUCUCAACUGUGAUUGGAACAACACCUUGGUACUUGUCUAAGAAUGAGGUAAGAUGGGUCAGGUUUAUGGUCUUAAAACUUCGAUGCUAUUCCUUAAAUUCUUCAUUAUUCAGUACCUUUCCUAAUCUCUUUUCCUCGUCUCCUGCUUUAUAAACUGUUAUGUUGGUGGUGAAGCAAAACUCCUGGUGGGUUGUAUUCUGGUUCUUGGAGUUGUAUUUUUUAAUAUCAUUUACUUGCCUUUGAUGUCAAACUUUUUAUUUUAAAUGGAUUUUUCUUUCCUGGCUGUCCACUGUAUCUGAUGAAGAUGCAGUAGCCUUGCCACCAUCCCCACAUUCAUUCUCCCCUGCAUUAAACUGGCUAUAGAUUUGACAGCUUUUUUUAUUGCUGGUUUGCUUUUUUUUUUUUUUAAGAGCAUAUCUGGAAUUCCUUCUCAUGAACAGAAAGACUCAAUGGCUAAUAUAUGCCAUGUCAAUUUAAUGAAUUGUCCUGCUCUAUUUGAGGUUAGAGAUUAAGGCUGUAAAUGAUGACAGAGUAUAUAUAUAUCAUUCAUGUAUAUAUAUAUAUAUAUAUAUAUAUAUAUGAAUAUUUAAAUGAUUUUGAAAUGUUAAAAUAGAUCAGUGCAAAUCAAACUGCAGAUUUUUAUAGGUCUUUAGUCUUUUCUGUUUGCCUAAUGAACUCUCUAUUUUAUUGUUUUUAUAUGCUACAAUUCUAAGUCUCAUUUUUCCCAAAGAGUCAUGAAGAUUAUGUUGGAAAAAACAGCCCAGCAAUAUAGUUGUAGCAAUUACCUCAUAUUAUGUAGCGUUUUUCACUUUAUGUGGAAUGAAUAUUCCAACUUCAUUCUAUUACCAAUAUCCGUCUGUACAACUUUAUAGUACUUACUGAGACUACAUUUUGAUGGAACCCACCUAAGGUCCUAACCUCAGGGGGAGGUGAGGCAAGAGAUAGCCACAAGUGGCUGGCUAAAUAAAAAGCUGUUAGGCGAUUUUGGGGUACAGCCAAACCCUUUUAUUGCUGUGGUUUGAAAAUAAAGCUUAAUGGGCAGGGAGACCGUUAGCUUUUUCUGGGCCAGUGGAACAAAAAAGAAUACUUUGGACCUUAGUGCUACUCUGGUUGUAAUGUAGUAUUAAUGAAUUAUCACUAGAGAAGUUCCAUAGCUUAUCAGUUUAUCUGUUUGUAAAUUAUGUACUUUUACAUACAUAUACACACACUAAUUUACAACCAGAUGUAUGUGUGUGUAUGUAUGUGUAUGUAUGUACGUAUGUUAGAUGGGUCCCACCCUUAAUAUUGUGACAUCUAAGGAUAUGGCCAAGGAGAGCUGUAAUUUGGGCUGGAUUUCAUUGCCAUUGUGGUUCCUUUUCCAUUUUAUUUUUUAGUAAAAAAUACCCUUCACACCAGCAUGGAAAGUUUGCUUAGGGGUGCCUGGGUGGCUCAGUCGUUAAGCAUCUGCCUUCGGCUCAAGUCAUGAUCCCAGGGUCCUGGGAUCGAGCCCCGCAUCGGGCUCCCUGCUCAGUGGGAAGCCUGCCUC